AUGCCAGUGUUCGUCAUGUGGAGCGCUCUCUCACCAGUGCUCGUCGUCGGGAACAACAAUGGAAACUUAUUGAUUUAUAACCAUCGCACUAGUCGAAAAAUUCCGAUUCUGGGAAAACAUCAGAGAAGGGUGACAUGCGGGGCUUUCUCGUCGACGGAUCUGUUCGCGUGUGGAUCUGAUGAUUCAACGAUCAGCAUUUCGAAUAUAGAUGGUGACACUCUAAACACAUUGGCUUGUAGCUCGGAGCCGGCGGCCAUUCAAUUCACUGAAAUGAAGCGGACUACCCCUGAAAGGGGCACCCAAAAUGACAUCCUGGUGAGCGCUGUUCUGGGGAAACGAAUUCUGAUGCUCGUCAACUUGUCCGACACCGAGAAUCCGAUCAAUUUACAGUUUCAGCAAAAAUACGGCGAUAUCAUUUCAUAUUCUUGGUACCACGGUGCUUAUAUGGUGCUCGGCUUUGAGAAAGGUUUCAUCGUUUGCAUCUCGGCACAUCAAAGCGAGAUUGGACAAGAGAUUUUCUCUGUUCAAGAAUAUAAAAACUAUUUGGGUGAUAUUCGGGUUUCAACAACUUUCGACAAAGUGAUGUCCGUCGGUGAUCAUCAAUUAAAACUUCGUGAAUUGCAACAAAUGCAAGAUCUCUUCACAAUGUUAGAAGUGGAUACAGAGAAAGAACUUACCCAAAUCGACUCGAAUUCCGACGGUCAACUGUUAGCGGUGGCGGGUGGAGGCGGUUCGCUGAGUGUUUAUCUCACUAAAAUGCCAUUUAUGGGCGCCGCUUACAAAGACACUCUCGCUCUCCUCACAAAUCUAAAUGAAGUCACCGUUUUGCCCGAAGCUGACAAGGCCAAUCAAUCCGUGGUGCCUUUAAUGUUAGAGCCAUCCGUUCUCGCAGUCGGCCCUUUUCACAUCGCUGUCGCUUCAAAUAAUCGAGUCUGGUUCUACGAUUAUGUGAACAAUGUCUCUGAACCAACUGCUAGCUUUGAGUAUUUAUCGACUGUUCAAAAUAUUCUAUUAAACGAAGAAUUCGCGGCGGUGUUGAUGGAGGGAUCGGCAAGAAUGCAUCGGAUAAUCGAGAAUGAAGGCAACGAGAAAGCGACAACUUUCCCAGAGCCAAGCCGUCAAGCGCGACUCGUCGCCGCGGGGAUCACUGACGAUUUCUUCAUCUUUACAACAGAUAGCAACUAUGUUGUAUAUUUUGCGAUGGAUGAAUGGGCUGUAGUAAACGAGUAUCGACACACAUCACUGAUUCGUCAACUUUUCCCAGAGCCAGAAGGAGUUCGAAUCACAUUUUUCGAUGAGCGACUAGAUACAUAUGUUUAUAGUCCCGUUGAUGACUCUUUGCACAAAUUGCCACCAGUUGGAUCGACUGUACACUAUAAAGCUGCUUUGUGGGAGACUUUUACGAUUGAUCGAGACACUUUCGUUGUCUACGAUCAUCAAAAUCUUUACGUCUUUUUAUUGGCGAAAAAUCAAAUUGAUGGUGAAGGGAUCUUGUUUAUCGGCAGCACAAAGCUCCCAUUUGGACACACUCCGCUAAUGUUAAGUAAAGGAAUCGUUCACUGUUUAACGCCGUCUGGUCGACCGUCCGGUGUUCUCCUUGAAACUCACAAAACUGACACUGUUCUCGAUGGAAAAACCCCGGAAACAAUUCAGCAAUUGUUACAACAAGCUUUACGACUAAAAAGG
Mesorhabditis belari is the source of this 1686-nucleotide messenger RNA. The record is from the annotation of a GenBank genome assembly. NCBI's taxonomy places the organism in Eukaryota, Metazoa, Nematoda, Chromadorea, Rhabditida, Rhabditidae.